Orbicella faveolata is the source of this 1531-nucleotide messenger RNA. Its product is annotated as transmembrane protein 272-like. Lineage: Eukaryota; Metazoa; Cnidaria; Anthozoa; Scleractinia; Merulinidae. The record is from RefSeq and is a predicted model, not a curated record.
AUGGCUGAGACCGAAAAACGAGCAAUAGAGAUCUUUACAANAAGUUCUAGCUCAAUCAUGGACUUCGUGAAAAAACUGAUUUUGCUGCUUGCUGGAACUAUUGGUUGUACUAUUCUCAUUGGUCUGGUUAUGGCAAUUCCUAUUGCAAUGAUAGUUAUAGGUGCUAAAUACAAGAACCAAUGCCCGGUUGAAGACAAGAUACCUAUCUACCUAAUAGUUGCUGGAGCUGUUGGAGCGUUCAGAAACCUCAUUUCAUUGGGUCAAAGAGUCAAACAAAGAGACAAUGAGGACGAAGAGGGACAGAGUAGGAAAAGGCCUUUGGAGUCCUUUCUGGACUGUUUCCUGUUUGUCUGGUUUAUUUGCGGCAAUGUCUGGAUCUAUCAAAAUUACCAUCCUAACUAUACUGACACUGACGAUCCCAAUUACUGUCAUAAGACUCUGUACCUGUUUGCAUUUUGGGUAACAACUUCCAUGUAUAUUGUGGUUGGUGUUCUGUGUUGUUGUGUGUGUUGUGUGGGAAUCUGUGCUGCAGCUUUUGGCAAUGAUUGAAUGGUUUUAUUUGGUUUAAAACUAGACAUUGGCAGGAACCUGACUACUAUAGAAUCUGAAUGUUUUAUUCAUCUUAAACCCAUGUCAUGUGUGCUGUUUUAAAUCAAUGUAUGCAUUGACUAGCCAUCCACUAAAGUGCACGUCAAUUAGAAGCUCAGUUAAUGGAGGUUAAAGUUGGGCAGUUAUCAUUGAUAUAACUACUUUGUAGUGCACCAAGAUAAAUGAUUGACUCUUUUUGCUCAGGAAGCUUGUAUAAUUCACAGCUUGACACCUGUCAUGAGAUGUGCAUUACAGUUACAACUGCUGUUAAAAAAGGUAGUUCUAAAAUAUUGUUCAAUCUAAUUUUGAUAAAUUCCCGACCUCCCAACCCCCACUUCCACUCAGCCUUUCGCUGCCAGCAACCUAGCUCUCUUUGUGGAAGCAUAAAACAGGCUUUCCCUGGGCCGCUUAUGUUUCCGGCUAGGCACGCAUUGCGUGCAGAGGGAUAAGCUUUAGUAGUGUUGCACAUGUUGUUAUCUGCUGAAGCUCAGUUUUUGGAUGCAAUUUAGAAACCUUGUUUUAGCUCUUAAUUUCCCUAUAAUUUGUAAUAAGACUCAGUUUUGUCUACUUAGAGCUCCUACAAUCGUGAGAAGUGUUUUUCUUAACCUGCAAAUAGAACAGAAUAAUUAAAAUAAGAGCCAUGUUGUACGUGUUUCCAAGGGAAGUAGCAUUAAUUUCUUGGGAGUCACAAGACGAGGUUUAAAAUUUACAUGUUUAACCUCUGAUAUUUCUACCCUGCUAAGUGGAGUUCAAUAAUAAUUUAAAUGUUAUGUGAAAGUAAGACAUAGUUAGGUUCAGACUCUUUAAUAGGCUAGCUAGAGAAACAAUUUUCCUUACUCUAGUCCUAAGGUGACAGGGUAAUGUCAAACUUAGUCUGUCAGAUCACAAAACAAAUGGCUGCAUAUUUGCAUUAAAAGUAAUAAAAAUUAUAUUUAGCAUCAGA